Messenger RNA from Momordica charantia (bitter melon), 1883 nucleotides. Its product is annotated as putative UDP-3-O-acylglucosamine N-acyltransferase 2, mitochondrial. Gene Ontology annotation, biological process: lipid A biosynthetic process. NCBI's taxonomy places the organism in Eukaryota, Viridiplantae, Streptophyta, Magnoliopsida, Cucurbitales, Cucurbitaceae. The record is from RefSeq and is a predicted model, not a curated record.
UUCCCAAAAUCUCCACGAAAACUCGUCUUGCCUUGCCUUCGUUGACCUCCUAUACCCGCCACCAUCGAGUUUUGGCUCCGUUCUCUCCCUCUUUCUGGGUUGCCUUCUCUUUCUCACACUCUAAUUUUCGGCCGCCAUUGUUGUGAACUAUCGAUUCAGUUUACUUACCCCUAAAUCUUCCUACAAACUUCUACAUUUAGAAGUGUGGAAGACUCCGGCAGCUUUUGCCUUGUUGCUCUCAUCAGUCCAUCAGUUUGGGUCCAACUAGAGCUGUUCAAUCGAUUGCGGGAAAAUUACUCGUUGGUUUCUGUUGCCUCAAUUACUGAACUUCUGCUCCAUAUGCAUAUGCUUCUGGUAGGAUUACUUAUGCCAAUGAACUUCUGCUAAUUGAGAUUUCUCGAUACCACUUUUGAGCUCAGAAUCUAGGCGUAUUUUCAUUGCUCGUCCCUCCGGAGGAAGUUGAUUAACUGUUACUUCAUCCUUGAAGGCUUCCUCCGAAGCCUUGCUGUUCCCUCAGCACUGACAACAGAUACUUUUCUGAUUCUGUUGGCCAUGGAAGUGCUUGUUAGACGGUUGGCUUCUGCCGAUGCUGCUCGGUGCUUGUCUACUUCACUUGCCCGUUCCUCCCACAAGUGUAUUGGUGGCGGAGCACCAAAUUUUCGAACUCGAUUCACAUUUCGCAUCGGUAGCCUUUGCAGUUUCUCCGACUGCUCGACCCAGACAAGUGCUUGUUCUGUCACCUCUGUAGAAAAUGGUGCUGCGGUAAAUUGCCAUGGAUUUCGGACAUGGCAUAAUGGAGGCGGAACUUUUCACCAUUCUGCUUGCAUUGAUCCAACAGCACUCAUAGAAACUGGUGCCGUAAUUCACUCGAAGUCUGUCAUUGGUGCAAGUGUGCAUAUUGGAUCAGGAUCUGUUAUAGGACAUGCUGUUACAAUUGGUCAAUCAACAAAGAUUGGGUAUAAUGCUGCAGUUAGUAAUUGCACCGUCGGUGAUUUUUGCAUCAUACACAACGGAGUGUGCAUUGGUCAAGAUGGAUUUGGAUUUUUUGUGGACGAGCAGGGGACUGUGAAAAAGAAACCACAAAUUCUGAAUGUUAAGAUAGGAACCAACGUGGAGAUUGGUUCAAAUACAUGCAUUGAUAGGGGCAGUUGGAGAGAUACUGUCAUAGGAAAUAAUACCAAGAUUGAUAAUUUAGUUCAGAUUGGUCACAAUGUUAUCAUUGGAGAUUGCUGUAUGCUUUGUGGACAAGUGGGAAUUGCAGGAUCAGUGACGAUAGGGGACUAUGUAACAUUGGGUGGGAGAGUAGCUAUCCGUGAUCAUGUUUCAAUUGGGUCAAAAGUCCGACUUGCUGCCAUGAGUUGCGUCACCAAAGACAUUAAGGAACCUGGAGAUUAUGGUGGCUUUCCUGCUAUACCAAUUUUUGAAUGGAGAAGGCAAAUCGCUAAGCAUUCUCAGGCAUCAAGGAAGAAAUGAAACCAGAAAGUUCAAGCUUCUUUUGUCUGCUAUGGAUUGACAUCAUAUAAGUUUGGAGAUGAAGUUCAUGCAGUAGUGAAGGUGGUGCAUGCUCUAUAUGUACUCUCUAUCAUAAAGCUGGUUCAAAGACAAAUGCCGUAUCAUUGACUGGCAACAGCUUCUGGAUUACAUAAAGCUGGUUCAAAGACAAAUGCUUAACUGAGUUCGUUCUGGAAAUAUGCUGGAUUACAUAACCACUUAAAUCUGCAAAGAAUCUUGACUCGGAACUGGAACACAGUUGCGGAACCUACACCAGUUACAUAUUUUCUUGCACAACUCAAAAUAAUAAGUAAACAAACUAAAUCUAAACAGUUGCUCAUUUCUUGUAUAUAUGUUUUGGACUUGAUGCAGAAGACAGUAAUUCUUAGUCA